Molecule: messenger RNA, 540 nt
Organism: Spinacia oleracea (spinach)
Lineage: Eukaryota; Viridiplantae; Streptophyta; Magnoliopsida; Caryophyllales; Amaranthaceae
Product: protein PELPK1-like
Exons: 2
Coding region: 1-540 (179 amino acids)
Source: RefSeq, a predicted model, not a curated record
AUGCCGGUUGCAGCUCGUCACCUUUUAGAUGCUUCCUUACCAGAGCAUGAGCAUUCCAAGGCAGAGUUGCCAAAACCUGAACUUCCAAAGCCUACCUUGCCCGAGCUUCCUAAACCCACAGUGCCCGAACUCCCGAAGCCCGUUUUUCCUGAGCUUCCCAAGCCCACAUUGCCUGAACUUCCCGAACCCACCUUACCAGAGCCUCCUAAACCCAAGUCCCCUAAACCCACUGUGCAUGAAUUGGAUGAGGCGCCCAAGCCUAUUGAGCAUGAAUUGCCCAAGCCUACACUGCCAGAGUUGCCAAAACCUAGUGUACCUGAAAUGCCUAAGCCCGUCUUACCCGAGAUAACAGAGCUCCCCAAACCCAUUGUGCACCAAGUACCCAAGCCAACACUACCAGAACUACCAAAGCCUAAAUCUGUUGAGGCGCCCAAGCCUACCGAGUAUGAAUUGCCAAAGCCUACGUUACCAGAGCACCCUAAACCUAUUGAAAUGCCUAAAUCCCAUUUGGACGAGCUUCCCAAACCUACUUUUCCCUAA